This is a messenger RNA of Physeter macrocephalus (sperm whale), 2128 nucleotides long. It is a transcript of the gene RPH3A, whose product is annotated as rabphilin 3A. Gene Ontology annotation, cellular component: extrinsic component of synaptic vesicle membrane; postsynaptic membrane; synapse. Gene Ontology annotation, biological process: spontaneous neurotransmitter secretion; exocytosis; regulation of calcium ion-dependent exocytosis. Gene Ontology annotation, molecular function: small GTPase binding. NCBI's taxonomy places the organism in Eukaryota, Metazoa, Chordata, Mammalia, Artiodactyla, Physeteridae. The transcript is spliced from 20 exons. Bases 14 to 2128 code for a protein of 704 amino acids. The record is from RefSeq and is a predicted model, not a curated record.
CUGGGCUUCUACCAUGACUGACACCGUGUUCAGCAACAGCUCUAGCCGUUGGAUGUGUCCCAGUGACCGACCCCAGCAAUCAAAUGAUAAAGAACAGCUACAGACAGGAUGGUCCGUUCACCCCAGUGGUCAGCCAGACAGACAGAGGAAGCAGGAAGAGCUGACAGAUGAAGAGAAGGAAAUCAUCAACAGGGUGAUUGCUCGUGCUGAGAAGAUGGAAGAGAUGGAGCAGGAACGAAUCGGGCGCCUGGUGGACCGUCUGGAGAACAUGAGGAAGAACGUGGCGGGGGACGGGGUGAACUGCUGCAUACUGUGUGGAGAACAGCUGGGAGUGCUGGGCUCUGCCUGUGUAGUGUGUGAGGACUGUCAGAAGAAUGUCUGCACCAAGUGUGGGGUGGAGACCUCCAACAGCCGCCCACACCCUGUGUGGCUCUGCAAAAUCUGCAUCGAGCAGAGAGAGGUGUGGAAGCGCUCUGGAGCAUGGUUCUUCAAGGGCUUCCCCAAACAGGUCCUCCCGCAGCCUAUGCCCAUAAAGAAGACCAAGCCCCAGCAGCCAGCCAGUGAGCCCGCUGCCCCUGAGCAGCCCACCCCUGAGCCCAAACACCCUGCCCGGGCUCCAACUCGAGGUGACUCUGAUGACAGGAGGGGCCCAGGUCAGAAAACAGGCCCUGACCUGGCCUCUGCUCCUGGGCGAGGAAGCUAUGGGCCUCCUGUGCACAGGGCCUCCGAGGCACGAAUGAGCUCAUCUAGCCGGGACUCAGAGAGCUGGGACCAGAGCCACGGCGGAGCUGUUGGUGACCCCAGCCUGAGCCCAGCAGGUUUGAGACGGACCAACUCAGUCCAGGCCUCUAGACCCACCCCGGCCUCGAUACAGAGUCCAGCGCCCCACCAGCCUGGGCAGCCAGGACCCCCAGGAGGCAGCAGACCCAGUCCCGGGCCAGCAGGACGUUUUCCAGAUCAGAGACCAGAGGUGGCUCCGAGUGACCCCGCCUGUACAGGGCCCACCGCCCCACCGCGAGAGGAGAGAACCGGGGGAGUUGGGGGCUAUUCGGCAGUUGGAGCCAAGGAGGACCGAGCGGGCCACCCACUGGGCCCCUAUUCCCAAGCGUCUGCUGCUGCUCCCCAGCCGGCCGCGGCCCCGGCCCGCCAGCCCCCACGCCCGGAGGAGGAGGAGGAGGAGGAGGAAGCCAACAGCUAUGAUUCAGAUGAAGCAACCACCCUGGGUGCCCUGGAGUUCAGCCUUCUCUUCGACCAGGACAACAGCUCCCUGCACUGCACCAUCAUGAAGGCCAAGGGACUGAAGCCCAUGGAUUCCAAUGGUUUGGCCGAUCCCUACGUUAAGCUGCACCUCCUGCCAGGAGCCAGCAAGUCCAACAAGCUUCGUACGAAAACCCUGCGGAACACCCGAAAUCCCAUCUGGAAUGAGACUCUGGUCUAUCAUGGCAUCACGGAUGAGGACAUGCAGAGGAAGACCCUCAGGAUCUCUGUCUGUGAUGAGGACAAAUUCGGCCAUAAUGAGUUUAUCGGUGAGACCAGAUUCUCGCUCAAAAAAUUGAAGCCCAACCAGAGGAAGAACUUCAAUAUCUGUCUGGAGCGGGUGAUCCCGAUGAAGCGUGCUGGAACCACCGGGUCAGCCCGAGGCAUGGCCCUUUAUGAAGAGGAGCAGGUGGAGCGUAUUGGUGACACAGAGGAACGCGGCAAGAUCCUGGUGUCCCUCAUGUACAGCACACAGCAGGGAGGCCUCAUUGUGGGCAUCAUACGCUGCGUGCACCUGGCGGCCAUGGAUGCCAAUGGCUACUCAGAUCCAUUUGUCAAGCUCUGGCUGAAACCAGAUAUGGGAAAGAAAGCCAAACAUAAGACUCAAAUUAAGAAGAAAACCUUGAAUCCUGAAUUUAAUGAGGAAUUUUUCUAUGACAUCAAACAUAGUGACCUGGCAAAGAAGUCACUGGACAUCUCAGUCUGGGACUAUGACAUUGGCAAGUCCAAUGAUUACAUCGGAGGCUGCCAGCUGGGGAUCUCAGCCAAGGGAGAGCGCUUAAAACACUGGUACGAGUGUCUGAAAAACAAGGACAAGAAGAUAGAACGCUGGCAUCAGCUACAGAAUGAGAACCACGUGUCAAGCGAUUAG